Molecule: messenger RNA, 2487 nt
Organism: Plasmodium vivax (malaria parasite P. vivax)
Lineage: Eukaryota; Apicomplexa; Aconoidasida; Haemosporida; Plasmodiidae
Product: ABC transporter, putative
Exons: 2
Coding region: 1-2487 (828 amino acids)
Biological process (GO): transmembrane transport
Cellular component (GO): membrane
Molecular function (GO): ABC-type transporter activity; ATP hydrolysis activity; ATP binding
Source: RefSeq, a predicted model, not a curated record
AUGCAAAGCUACAAGUGCUUCAGGAAAAAUGCACGCCUACCACAACACUUUUUUCGUCAACAUGUUUCAACUUUAAGCCAAAAAAAACACCUCAUCAACUGCGAAGACGAAAAAAGAACCCGAAAAAUAGAAGAGCGCCUUUACGCUACCUUGGUAGCUAGCCACCACUCCAAUCACAACUGUCAGAAGAAAGCGCAAAAUGAACCCAUCACGAGCCCCCUAAAAAGAAUAACCUCUUCGUAUUUUUUACGUAAAAUAAAAAAAAUAAAGAAAGCUCAGAACUCCACGGGAACUGAAUCGGAUAAGGAGAGCACCCCCUUCGUCCAUGGCGGCAGGGAGGCCCCCCACGAAGAAUACGAAAAGCUGAAAAUAAAAGAGCUGGAAAAAAUCCUGCACAACCUGGAAAAGAUAAACGAAAGCAAAAGCGGCAAAAUAAACAUUAACAUAAAAAUCUUAGUGUACGUUUUUAAAAAUUUUAUAUGCAAAAAUAAGGAGCUGAAAAUAAAAAUUUUUUUCUCCUUCAUUUUUCUGCUAUGUUCGAAGAUAUCCAUUAUAUACACGCCAAUUUUGCUGUCCUCCUUCAUUGAGAAUGUCAAUUUGGAAAAGAGUUUGAAUCCCCAAUUGGGUGGACCCCUAUUGUCGAGCAACUCAAGUGUACCGAUUCUUCUGGCGUAUGUCCUUUCACGUGUCCUAUCAUCCAGCCUGAACGAAUUGCGAAACAGCGUCUUCAACACGAUCAGCCAGAGAAUCUCCACCUAUGUGAGUAAAUUAUUUUUUUAUAAAAUUCAUAACUUAAACCUGAGUUAUAUACUCUCCAAAAAAAACGGAGAGCUGUCCUUCAUUUUUAACAGGGGGUGUAAAAGCAUCACCAAUCUGCUCAACGUGCUGGUCUUCCAAAUUAUCCCCAUCAUUAUCGAAUUCGUUUUAUACCUCUACAUUUUGACGUACAAAAUACACUACAGUGUUUCCCUCGUUACCUGCUUGAAUAUGCUUCUCUACAUCGUCUUCACCACCCUGGUCACCAAAAGGAGAACCAUCAUCAGGAAAUUUAUGAACAAGUCAGAACAAAACACGUUUAACAUUUUUUUAGAUUCCAUCCAAAAUGUAGAACAAGUAAAAUACUACACAAACGAAAUGCACGAAUUGAAGAAAUUCAUAAAGGAGCAAAAGAAAUAUGAAAGGGAAGCCAUCAAUGUACAGAAAUCUUUAUCCUUCUUAAAUUUUGGCCAACAGAUUAUCCUCAAUUUUAAUCUUUUCCUCUGCCUUUACCUAACGUAUAUUAACAUCGCCAAGGAUGUUUUCCCCUUCAGCUACCUCAUCCUGGUGAAUACUCUCCUAUUCCAGCUAGCUAUGCCCCUGAACAUGUUUGGCACCAUCUACCGAGAAACCAAACUGAGCCUUGUAGACAUAGAGUGCAUGAUCAAAAUUCUUGUCAAAAAAAUUCAGUCGCUAGACUAUUCCAGCAAGGUGGAAAUACAAACGGGGAAUAUCAAAUUUGAAAACGUCUCCUUUAGGUACCCCCUCAUGGAGGAGAAAAGCGAGACGGAGCUUCGAACAAAUGGGGGAGCCAAUCAAGAUGGAGUGCCUCCAAGAGGAAUAGCCAAACUGUUCCGCUUCCUCAAAACGAUGAAAGAGAAGCUUUUCUGCCCCCCAAAAUGGCUCCACUCAGGGGAGACGCCUAUUCCCCCCAUGAGCGACAAAAUAAAGAACAACUUAAAGAGCGCCCUUAAGGAGAACGUCCAAAAGGGAUCCCCCACCUCCACAGCCAGUCAACCCAAGGGAGAGGCAAAUCAAAAGGAAAAUAACUACAUCUUCCAAAACUUCACCUGUAAUAUUGAAAACGGAGAAAAGGUAGCCAUCAUAGGGAAAAGCGGCCUGGGAAAAAGCACACUCAUAAAAUUGCUCCUCAAAUUUUACGAAAUAAACAGUGGCAACAUUUACAUUGAUAAUAAAAAUAUUGAAAACAUCAAUUUGUACACUUUGCGAAAGAGCAUAAGUGUAGUCCCGCAAGACACCAUCCUUUUCAACAACACCAUUUCGUAUAAUAUAAAGUAUGGGAAUUUCCAAUGUACAGAUAAACAAAUGAUUGAUGCUUGCGUCCAGUCAGAAUUGCAUGAAAAAAUUUUGCAAAUGGAUAAACAGUAUGAUACUCUUGUUGGGGAAAGAGGUACCAAAUUAUCCAUUGGGGAAAAACAAAGAAUUUGCAUAGCUAGAUGUUUUUUAAAAAAUUCAAAAAUUAUUGUCCUUGAUGAACAUGCAAGCAAUUUGGAUAAUGAAAAUAAAAAAUGCAUAGAGAAAGCGCUACAUAAAUUAUGCCUCGGAAAAACAACCUUUGUCAUUACACACGUCAUGGAAAAUCUGCAAACGAUGGAUAAAAUUAUUUUCUUCAGUGGAAAUAACAUUUUCGUUGGCAGCCACGGCGAGUUGAUGGUUGGAAAUUCCUCCUACCGGGAGUUCUUCAACUCGAAGAAUAAUCAGCCGCUGUGA